AUGGUCCACCUCACCGAACAUGAUGUCUCCUACUCGGAUGGCAAGAAAACUAUCCACUACGUCGCUGCUGGCCCUCUAAAUGGCCCUCUGAUAAUCUUCGUGCACGGCUGGCCAGGGAUUGCGAAAACAUGGCGACCCCAGUUGGAGACUUUUGCCGGUCUGGGAUUCCGAGUCGUCGCUCCAGAUAUGCCGGGUUAUGGCAAGAGCACGGCGAACAAAGUCUACUCUGCCUAUGCGCAGAGUGAGAUCUCGCAAGGUCUGCUGGCGUUGUUGGCUGAUACGGGGAGGAAGAAGGCAGUCUGGGUGGCUCAUGAUUGGGGUAGUGGGUGUCUUUGGACUCUCGCCGCCGUUCAUCCUGAAGUCUGUAUCGGCGUGAUAAACCUAGCAGUCCCAUACCGUCUCCUCGAACUGGGUCUGGAGGAACUCAUGAAAGUCGUCAAUCGGGAGAAGUACCCCGAGGCAGAGUUCCCAUACGGCCAGUGGUCGUAUCAAGUCUUCUACGAGCAGGACUUCGAGAAAGCCACGUCCUGGUUCGAUGCGGACCCAGCUGGAGUUCUUCGGGUCUUGUUCAUCAAGGGCUCGGCCGCGAAUCUGGACAAACCUGCAAGGACCGCGACCGUCGUGAAAGACGGCGGCUGGAUGGGUGGAGCCCCUAAGCCGCCGUCGCAGGACCAGAUUCCGACUGGUGCAUCGACGUUGGACAACCUGCCUGCGGAGGAUGUGCAGGAAUUAGAGGAGGCGAUGGCGAGGACGGGGUUCUUCGGUGGUGAUGCGUAUUACAUGAACCACAAGGCGAACCGCGAAUGGGUCUUGAAGAAUUCUGUCAACGAUGGAAUUCUCGAGAUGCCGGUCUUGUUCAUUGAGGCGAAGUACGAUACUGUUUGUGAUACUUAUGGGUCGAGGAAUACGGAGCCGAUGAAGGAGUUGUGCAAGGAUCUUAGCAUGGCGUCGAUUGAUGCUGGUCACUGGGUUCAGUUGGAGAAGGCGGAAGAGACGAAUGGUGUCAUUGCGAAGUGGUUGUUGGAGAGUCUGCCGGAGUAUUGGCCGACCCAUUGGCACAGCCCCAUUGCGAAGCAGAAGCACUGA
Molecule: messenger RNA, 1086 nt
Organism: Fulvia fulva
Lineage: Eukaryota; Fungi; Ascomycota; Dothideomycetes; Mycosphaerellales; Mycosphaerellaceae
Product: Epoxide hydrolase A
Exons: 3
Coding region: 1-1086 (361 amino acids)
Molecular function (GO): hydrolase activity
Source: RefSeq, a predicted model, not a curated record